AUGUCAGAGUUCCUCAAUUACAAAGUUAAUCUAACAUUGAGGGAUGGUACGAUUUCAACUGGUACUAUAACGAAUGUUGACAGCUCUAUUAUAGCCCUUGAGAAUGCGUAUCAGUCGUCAAAUCCUGAGUUUAAUAUCUCGAAUUUAAGAGUCGAUAGCUCCCAAAUUGCAGAUCUAAAAGUUAUUCAGCUUCCCCCUGAUUUGCUCAGGACCUUGAAAAACAGGCAGCUGAAAAACCAAGGGCCCAAUGCCUCGAAUAAAGAGCCACUGGCGGUCUUAGAUGAUGCUAUUGUGUUCGCCCUGGGUUCCUUGCCUACGACUUCAAAUGGCGCAUAUGAUAGUCUGAGAAAUACCCCAAGAAGCAAAUUCAAUCAUUCAUCUACUGAAUCGACAGAUUGGAGUAAUAAUGGAGAUGUUCAAGACAUUAAAUCGUCUGAUUUCGAUUUUGCUGCCAAUCUAGCAAUGUUCGAUAAAAAGUCAGUUUUUGCAGAUUUCCAAAAAGAAGACAACGUCAGCCCUGAAAAUAGGCUAGUUGGUCAUAAUAAAAGCAGCAAAAAUAUCAAGACUCCAGACUCCAGAAAGGAGAAGUACGAUAACGAUGAAAUGGUUUUGGAUUCUGAAAAAGUAGAUAAUUGGGAUAAUAUUGGGAAUGAAGUUAAUAUAAAUAUCGAUAAGGGAAGACCGAAUCCAAAAUCAACAGCAUCUUAUAAAGAAAGUGGAUUAUCUAAGUCCGUAAAGCUUUUAAGGUCUGAUACCGCUAACCCUAUUCCCCUAUGUUCACCUGUUCAACUUCUUGAAAUAGAAAGAUUGUCAUCAGAAGCAUACGGAAUGACUCCGGGAAUAAUGACGGAAGUUUGUGCUUCAAACUUGUCCCAAUUAAUAAAUAGAAGUAUAUUGGGAGGGUCAACGAGGCUAAGCAAUAAAAAAAAUCAUAACUUACCACCUUUGGUUUUACUAUUAAUUGGAAGUGGUAGAUGUGGCUCGAGGGCGCUUGCUACAGGGCGUCAUCUAAGUAAUCAUGGCAUUAGAGUUCUAGCAUUUGCGGUUAAUAAUGAAGACAAUGACUCUGAAUUAUCCCACCAAUGGAAUCUAUUUGAGAAAUGUGGUGGUAAAAGUGUUUUGUCGAAUGUUGAUGAAUUAAUGGAUAUUUUAAAUAAUCAGCUUGAUACCCCCGUUGAGCUUAUUUUAGACGCCUUACAGGGAUACGAUAAUCAUUUGGAAGACAUAUUUUAUGAAGCUGAAGACCAGAAGACCUUGAGAAGACUUGUUCAGUGGUGUAACGAGUCCAGACAGAGAUCAAAAGUAAUGUCCUUAGAUAUACCGUCUGGAAUUGAUGGUGGCUCUGGAACAACCCUUGAUGAGUCACUCACUAUGUCAUGUAAGUGGUGUGUUUCUAUGGGUCUUCCUAUUGCAGGCUUAGUACAUGCUUAUAAGAAUGGAAAUUUACUGGAUGAUAUCGUACAUUAUUUGGUUGAUGUCGGUAUACCCAAUAAAGUAUACAGCAGUAAAGGCAAUUUAAGAAAAUUCGAUAAAGUUUGGUUCAUUGCAGAAUCAAGCAUAAAGCUUGACGUUUAUGAUGACUGA
Priceomyces carsonii is the source of this 1584-nucleotide messenger RNA. RefSeq names its product Edc3p (gene EDC3). Gene Ontology annotation, biological process: P-body assembly; deadenylation-independent decapping of nuclear-transcribed mRNA. The transcript has a single exon. Gene Ontology annotation, molecular function: mRNA binding. The record is from RefSeq and is a predicted model, not a curated record. The coding region runs from base 1 to 1584 and encodes 527 amino acids. NCBI's taxonomy places the organism in Eukaryota, Fungi, Ascomycota, Pichiomycetes, Serinales, Debaryomycetaceae. Gene Ontology annotation, cellular component: P-body.